This is a messenger RNA of Cotesia congregata, 3852 nucleotides long. NCBI's taxonomy places the organism in Eukaryota, Metazoa, Arthropoda, Insecta, Hymenoptera, Braconidae. The record is from the annotation of a GenBank genome assembly.
AUGACUAAUGACAGUUUUUCAGAAAAGGAAAAUGAGCCUUUAACAAAGUCUGAUGCAGUUUUAACAAUCAGCAGUGACAGCUCAAUCGGAGGUUCCCCCUUAAAAAAGCGUCAGAAGCGCCCCCCAAAAACUUCCACCAAACCCUCCCGUAUAAUCGCUUUAGACACCGACAGCGAGGAUGAUUUUGAGCCCUUAAAACCCAUAUCAAAUUCCCAAAAAUCCGUGAAAAGCUCCCCCAGAAUGUCUGCUCCCAAGAAAUUCAGCCCCAAAAAGCAAUCAAGCUUAACCCGACCAGCGUCUCAACCUCCAUCGGGACCCGGGUCUCAAUCUUCAACCAGCCCCACUAGCCCUCGCCCAAAUUGGCGCGGACCUGACUUCAAGCUCAACUUGAGCCCCUUGGGAGUAAACGAAGACAUGAAAGCCUGGAUAAAAUCCAAGGAAAAAGCCGAAGUGAUGUCCCAGUCCCCAAAGUUAGAAUUCGAGCUGCACUUGCAUUUAAACCAGUUAAACACUCACUACAUCGACAUCCAGGAAAAGAUGCUUUCCGUUUACGAUAAAAUCCCCUUAGAAAUCCUGGAGAAAUUUCCUCAGUUCGACAGUAGCAUCUUUAGCACCCUUAAAUCUCUGCGCCAACACGUUAGAGCUAAGCGAUUAUUAACCGAAAAGAAGCUCCGCAGCGCCACAAGUCCCUCCGGAUCUUCCCCAACUCCAACUAAAAGUUCCUCAGCUAACAUAUCUCCUCCAAGCUCAGAAAUAAGCUCAGAAGCUUCUAAAAAGCGUCCUUUGGAUUUAGACAGUAGCUUGGAACAAUUUGGAACCCCAGAAGCUCCCGAAACUCCAGGAAGCUCUAAAUUCCAAGUAAAGCGCCCGGUAAAAUCAAUUUUACCCGAAAAUACCAGCUCAGAAACUUUAAGCUCCCCAAUAAGGCAAAAUUUGGCGCCAAAAACAAAUUCUAUGGACUUAAGCAACCCAAAAAUGCAAAAUUUCGCGCCAAAAUCAAAUUCUAUGAACUUAAGCUCCCCAAUAAAGCCUAUAAAGCAGAAUUUGAUGCCAAAAACAAUAUUUAUGGACUUUAGCGACCCAGAAGACUCAGAAGAGCCUGUAAUUAAGCCAGUGUCUAAAUUCCAGGUUAAAAAGCCUAUAAAAGCAAUUUUAUCUGAAGUAAACAACAGUUUACCUGCUAAAGAAGCCCCAAUUAGCACUUCUAGCCAAUCUAACAACCCAAUAACCUCUAACGAGCCUUUUUCCAAGGGAUUAUCUAAGCCUAAGUCAAUUUAUGUUGACUUUAGCGACCCAGAAGACCCAGAAGACCUAGAAGAGGUCCAAAAAGCGCCCAAAGAAGUGAAUUUAGACCCGCCAAUAGAAGAAUUUGACCUAACCCACUUUGAAGAAAGCUUCGACGAACCCUUACUACUUUCCAAUCGUUCCCUAACUCAGGAACUAGAAGCGUUACCCGCAUUGGGCUUUAACAGUCAAGAGACUACCUUUAGAAACAACUUCAAAGCGAUGUUCGAGGCGCCUCCGCCUCCAACCGGAAAAUUUAUGGGAGAUAUCCAAAAUGCGGGGCUUACAAAAGAAUUCGAUCGGGAAUAUCCGCAUUCUGCAGAAUUGAAGAAGUUGUUUAGAACCAAAUUCGGAUUGAUAAGUUUCCGUCCAAAUCAGCUUCAGGUUAUGAACGCAGCUUUGACUGGGCAUGAUUGUUUUGUGCUAAUGCCAACAGGUGGCGGUAAGUCACUGUGCUACCAAUUACCGGCAUUAUUGGGUUCUGGGGUAACUAUUGUGGUUUCGCCGUUAAAGAGCUUGGUGUUAGAUCAGGUUCACAAAUUGAAUUCGUUGGAUAUCAAAUCAGCGCAUUUGUUGGGUGAUGUUUCUGAUGCGGAAGCUAACGCGGUUUACAGAGAUUUGAACAAAGAUUCACCCAGUUUGAAGCUUUUGUAUGUAACUCCGGAAAAAUUGUCGUCUAGUACGAAAUUUUUGGAUGUUUUAAAGCGGAUGUAUCAAAAGGGAUUGUUAGAGAGGUUUGUUAUUGAUGAAGCGCACUGUGUUUCACAAUGGGGACAUGAUUUCCGACCGGAUUACAGAAAAUUGAGCUUCUUGAGGAAGUCUUUUCCGAAAGUUGGGAUGAUGGCGCUUACUGCCACUGCCACGCCAACUGUUAGAACGGAUAUUUCAAUUAGAUUGAGCUUGAACAAUCCUAAGUAUUUCUUCACCAGUUUUAACAGGCCUAAUUUGAAGUACACGGUGAUUGAAAAGAAGGGAAGAAAUUGCUACGCUGAAGUUGCAGCGCUGAUUAAGGAAAAGUAUUCUGGAGAAUGUGGGAUUGUUUAUUGCUUCUCCAGGAAGGAUUGUGAUGACUAUGCUGAUCAUCUGAGGAUGAAUGGAAUUAAAGCGGGAAGCUAUCAUGCUGGGUUGACGGACAAACAGAGAACUGAGUCCCAGAUGAAGUGGAUCAGGGAAGACACUAAGGUUGUCUGUGCUACUAUUGCUUUUGGCAUGGGCAUUGAUAAGGCUAAUGUCAGGUUUGUCUUCCAUGCGACCAUUCCCAAAAGUAUUGAAGGGUAUUAUCAGGAAAGUGGAAGGGCUGGGAGGGAUCAGGAAAAUGCGGAUUGUAUUCUGUUUUAUAAUUACUCGGAUACUAUUAAGUUGAAGAAUAUGAUGAUGGCUGAUCAAAGCUCGAGGGAUGCAAUGCAAAAUCAUUUGGAUAAUUUGGUCAAGAUGAUUUCCUUUUGUGAAAAUAAAACUGAUUGUAGGAGGGUGCUGCAAUUGAGGUACUUUGGGGAGAUUUUUGAUAGGAAGUUUUGUAUUGGGAAUCCAGCUACUACUUGUGAUAAUUGUCGGAAUAAGGAGAAUUUUAUUAUGGCAGAUAUGACUGAGGAUGCAAGAGCUAUUGUACGCGCUGUAAGGGAUAUUAUUCAAGCAAGGAAGUGUAAUUUGACUUUGAUUUAUCUGAUGGAGGUUCUUAAGGGAUGUGAUUUGAAAAAAAUACGAGAAUCGGAUCGUUUUUUGCAUCAAUUGGUAUUCGAAAAUUAUCUAUCAGAAGACCUUCAGAAUAUCAAAGAAAUAGUGGUUGCUUAUGUAAAACUUGGAGAACGUGCUAAAGUUCUAAUGACCACCGAAGUCAAGGUCAUGUUCCCAACAAGACUAGAAACCAACAACAGAUUAACAGUAACAGUGUCAUCAGCAACAAAGCCCGACAACAAAGUCUUGAAGGAACUUCAAGACCGGUGCUACGCAGAGCUGAUGCGUGACAUCACUGGCAUAGCAGAAGCCCUGGACAUCCCGGCUGCGAGUAUAAUGAGCAACAUUGCAGUCCGUGCGAUGAGCCAGCAGUUGCCGGCUACUAAAGAAGAAAUGCUGAAGAUCCCCCACGUGACAGAAGCAAAUUACAACAAGUACGGUAAAGUAUUGCUGCAAAUAACCGAGCGGUACGCUGCGGAAAAAGUCGCGAUGGAAAUGGAGGCAAAGGAGAUGGAGGAGGAGGCAAAUCGUGGGCUUGACCAGGAGGAGGAUUGGCUUGAUACUGGUGGUGGGUCCACUGGCGGGUCAAGCGGCCAUGGAUCUUACAGAGGGUUCCGCGGUCGAGGUAAAAAACGUUUCGGUACUAGUAAAAAAGGUAGCAAUCCAAAACGUACUAAAUAUUCUGGGUCAUCUUACUCUAAUUCUCCAUCUGGGUCCACCAAUCAAUCCAAGGCCAACGGCGCAAGUAAGAGUUCACGUGGACGUGGACAAGCUAGUGGACGAGGACGAGGUCAAGCUACUAGUGGUCGAGGACGGAAUUUAGGGCUUGUUGAUUUUACUCAGAAAAAAGAAUUUAUUGCAGAUCCGUUGAGAUAUGCUGGUUUAGGACUUUAA